AUGAUCACUAUGUUUUUUCAGUCUGUGGCACAAUUUCCCGAACCUGAAAAAAAACUUCGUGAAGAAAUGGAACACGUAUCUCAAAUAGGUGAGAUGAGAUCGCGGUUAGCUGCUGAAACUGCAGAACGCGCUCAACUAAUUACUGCCUUAUUACCAGCAGCUCAAGAUGCAGCCGCUUAUGAUUUGAGAGAGAUGUUGAAUCGGUACAAGGAAGUAGUAAUGUUGAAUGAGGAACUCCUGACAGGAUGCUACAUUAGGCGCUCUACUCAGGAGCAAGCUGUUACUUCGCUGAAGAGUUUGCAUACUAUUCUGCAACAAGCUGUGAGACUCAGAGUGGGUAAAUACAGCAAGGCAGUUGUAGCAGCAAGUAGAAAGGCAGUACAGGCUAACAACAUAGAGGCGUUAAUCAAGAUCAUACAAGUUGGAGAUUCAAUGAUAACAUAAUUCAAUCAGUAUUACAACAGUUUAUUUGAUUUAUCACAAUAAAUAAAACUUACACUAUCAGUCAUUUCAAACAUCAAAUUAAAUCAAUGUCAAAUAUUAUAUCAUAGAGUUGUACUUUCAAAAAUUAUGAACUUUUUUAUAUUGAAUCCAUCAUUUUGUACAAUAAGUUGAGCCUUUAAUAUUAAUAGUUAUAUCUGUAGACAAAAGCAAGUUAUGUAGAAUGCUCUUUAUACAACACAAAUUGAUACUUUAACAGGUAGAUAUUCCUCAAAUAACUAUAUCAAAGAACUCAAGUUCAUCAUACAACAAUUUGCUUUGUAGCGUAAUGUACUUCGUCAGCACUAAUAUUCAAUAGGAGACGUGGUUCGGCUGGUUUUGGUUCAAGUAACAAUAGCCGUAGUGCAGCCAGCCUUGCGCAUAUUGCUUGCGCUUGCGAAGGCGUGGGGGCACGAAUAGAGGGCGCGGAUUUGUAUGGCCGGCCGUCGAGGGCGACUAUAGCAGCCGCAGUUUGAAGCGCACGGGAUAGAGUUGUUUCAUCUGAACCAGUUCUUUCCAC
Messenger RNA from Spodoptera exigua (beet armyworm), 1000 nucleotides. The record is from the annotation of a GenBank genome assembly. NCBI's taxonomy places the organism in Eukaryota, Metazoa, Arthropoda, Insecta, Lepidoptera, Noctuidae.